AUGGCUGAACUCGAAGCAAUCAACUAUCGUGUUUAUCGUGCACGAUGGUUUCAACUAUUCAUAUUUGUUUUAGCAACAUUUACCAAUGCUAUACACAACAUGACAUUUGCUCCAAUACAAUCUCAAACAUCAACGUUCUAUGAUCUCACAACUCUUCAGGUCAAUGUAUUAGCAAUCGUCUUUCAGUUUCUUUACGUUGUUGGCACAAUUUUAUCAUUCUGGUUAUAUCGUGUACUCUCUGUACGUACGGUUAUUCUCAUUGGGAGUUUGUUAAAUCUCGGUACAUUUAUUCGCCUGUUUUCGUUAAUUUCGCCAUCCAAUGGUUAUCCUGCAUUAAUUAUCGGUCAAAUAUUUCCUGCAAUUGCUACACCCUUAUUUAUCAAUAUUACUCCUUUAUUUGCUGCACGGUGGUUUCCACCUAAACAACGCGAUGUAGCUACAGCUAUUUCUUCCAUGUCAAAUCCAUUAGGCUUGGCAGUUGGAUCACUUUUACCGUCAUUAAUUGUAUCGAAUGGAUAUACAUCAAUAGAUUUUUUCAUUCUUUUAAUCGUUGAAGCUGGUUUCAGUGCCUUAGUAGCAUUAAUCGUUAUAUUCUUAUUUCGAUCGGAGCCGCCCACGCCACCAUCGUCAUCCGUAGAACAUCAUACCAAGAUCAAUCUUCGAACAGAUGUUAUCAAUCUGUUGAAGAAUCGUCAUUAUUUAAUACUUCUCUUUAGUUUUUCCCUUGGUUUAGCGCUUUUCAGUGCACUCGUCGCAUUGCUCUAUCAAAUUAUUCAACCAGUUGGAUAUACAAGUGAUGAUGCCGGAAUCUUCGGUGCGGUAAUUAUUCUCUCUGGGUUAACCAGCGCAUUCUUAGUUGGGAUCAUCAUGGACCGAACACACGCUUACCGUUUCAUAUUGAAAGCUUUAUUAAUCGGUGCAUGUGCGUCGAGUCUCUACUUUGUUUUGAUCCUUCAACCGAAUCAAUAUUACCCUUUAGCUGUCUCUAUCGGUUUAAUGGGUUUCUUUUUACUUCCAUUGUUACCUGUUGCAUUUGAAUGUGCUGUCGAAUGUACAUAUCCGAUUUCUGCUGAAUGGUCAACUGGCAUGUUGAUGUGUCUAGGGAAUAUUUUUGGCGGAGUAUUUAUUUUCGUUCUCGAUGCUUUACUUAAAUUAGAUCCUCUGUCGACCUCACCACUGGUCUUCACACCCACCUCGGUGUUUAUCCUGUGCUGUUGUGUCAUUAGUGCGGUGGUGUUACUGACUUAUCGAGGACCGUACCUGAGACUUGAAGACGAACGUCGACUUGCAUCUACAAUAAAUACCUAA
Adineta ricciae is the source of this 1308-nucleotide messenger RNA. The record is from the annotation of a GenBank genome assembly. Lineage: Eukaryota; Metazoa; Rotifera; Eurotatoria; Adinetida; Adinetidae.